UGUGUCUCCAUAUUGCAUUCGAAAAAAUUAUGUAUAUGUUAUACUGCUUUCAAUAAUAUUAUCCAGAUAACAACAAUUACCAUUGGAAGCAACAAAUAUGCCUAUUAAAUGUAAAACAGAUUGCGGACGAAAUGCAGUACUUAAGCGCCCAAAAACAUCAGACGCUCUAUGUAAAGACUGCUUUUUUGCCGCUUUUGAAGCCGAAAUUCACUAUACCAUAAUAACCAAUAAACUAUUUAAAAUCGGAGAAAAAGUUGCAGUAGCUGCCAGUGGUGGAAAAGAUUCAACAGUUUUAGCUUAUGUAUUAAAAUUACUCAAUGAUCGCCAUAAUUACGGUCUUCAAUUAAUUCUUUUAUCCAUUGAUGAAGGCAUAACUGGGUACCGAGAUGACAGUCUUGAGACAGUUAAAAAAAAUCGCGAUGACUAUCAAAUGCCCCUAAAAAUACUUUCCUACGAUGAGCUGUAUGGCUGGACUAUGGAUCGCAUUGUUGGACAAAUUGGGCGAUCAAAUAACUGCACUUUUUGUGGAGUUUUUAGACGACAAGCGUUGGAUCGUGGAGCAAAACAGCUUGAAGUGGAUAGCAUAGCUACUGGGCAUAAUGCUGAUGAUAUUGCUGAAACCGUUUUGAUGAAUAUUUUGCGAGGAGAUACGGCCCGUUUAAGGCGUUGUACAGAUAUAAGAACCGGAGGUGGAGAAAACACAAUUCCUCGUGUUAAACCACUUAAAUACACCUACGAAAAGGAAAUUGUUAUGUAUGCUCAUUUUAAAAAGUUGAUAUAUUUUUCGACCGAAUGUGUGUUCGCACCAAACGCAUACCGGGGACAUGCACGUGCAUACCUAAAAGACUUGGAAAAAGUUCGCCCAUCGGUUAUUAUGGAUAUAAUACAUUCUGGGGAGCAACUACUUUUUAAAGAUACAGUAAAAAAACCACUUAGAGGUACAUGUGAACGCUGCGGAUUCGUAUCAUCUCAACAGCCGUGCAAAGCUUGUAUUUUAUUAGAAGGAUUAAACAGAGGACUCCCAAAAUUAGGAAUCGGAAAGAAAUCGAAGGGAGAUCGUAUGAGAUUGAAACAGGAUAAAGAACUCGCGUUAAGGGAGCGUGCUAAUUUAGUUAAAAAUGAUUUCUGAUAUAAUAAACUAUAAAACAAUAUACUAUGUACAUAUUA
Molecule: messenger RNA, 1167 nt
Organism: Zeugodacus cucurbitae (melon fly)
Lineage: Eukaryota; Metazoa; Arthropoda; Insecta; Diptera; Tephritidae
Gene: Ctu1
Product: cytoplasmic tRNA 2-thiolation protein 1
Exons: 3
Coding region: 98-1129 (343 amino acids)
Biological process (GO): tRNA wobble position uridine thiolation
Cellular component (GO): mitochondrion; cytosolic tRNA wobble base thiouridylase complex
Molecular function (GO): tRNA binding
Source: RefSeq, a predicted model, not a curated record